AUGACUAAAAUUUCUAAUUUUUUGGUGCCUAGUCUUCAUAUUUAUUUUAUCUACAUAUUAUACACUAAAUCUUUGUACCAAGGAGAUGGAAAAAUGUAUAAGAGAAAGGCUUACCUCCAAAACCUCUUAAGUUAUUCGAAGGAAAUCACAUUUGAUACGGCAAAUGCUGGAGUCGAGUUCAAUGCGUUUGCCAAUAUUCUCAAAAAAAUGCCAAAAACUCCCUAUGUUAUUUUGUUCGAUUCCUCAAAUAUAGAUGUUUUGUAUAAUCAUAUAUGUAAUCUAAAAUUCAUUCCAAAUGCUGUAUCACGGAUUGUGGCAAUCGCUUUCGAUAAGGAUGCUCAUUUGAAACUUCAUGAGAAAUAUCCAAAUAUUCCGAAUAUUCUUAUUGAUUUGACGCCGUUGAAGAAAUCAAUAGAAGCUGUUCAAGAGAAUCGUGAAUAUUUAACAUACGGUUUAGUGUUGAUGGUUCGAGCAAGAAUAUGCGCUCAUUUGGCACAACGAGGAGUCAAUUUCUGGCUCAUGCAACAGGAUACAAUAUGGACUGAAAAUUUACAAAUGUCAUAUUUAGAAGAAAAGUACCCAGAAGCUCAUUUGAUCUUAGAUAGAAUUGGAAAUGAAAUGCCAUUUUUCUAUCGAAUGCAAAUGUGGGCCUGUGGAGCUACAUUUUUUGUGAGAGGAAGUCCUACAACUUAUCAGUAUUUUAAACAAGUUGAAUCAUAUAUGUUCACUGAUCAAAGUCCUGAUUCAACAAUUAUGACUUACCUUUGUGGUCAUAAUGGAUACAAAUGCGAGUUUCUGUCCUAUUCAGUUGCUUCGUCUAGUAAUUAUUUUGAAACAUUACGUGAAUACGUUCCCGCGUUGAUUCAACUUGACGGUGAAAAGAAAGACAAAGAAACAAAAAUGGAUACUUUGACAAGAGGAAAGUUCAACUUUCAAUUCAAGAAUGGUACAUGCAAUGAGAAAGCGUAUAUGAAUGCAAAACAAAGCGCAAAAACUGCUUAUUUGGAUGCAAUUGGACGAUGGCCGGUUCCACCAGAGUCACAAUAUCUUAAAAUACAAUUUUUCCUUGGCAACCUGUUUAACGUCGACCCGUGGAAUAGAAAAGCUUUUAUGAAAUAUCAUUAUUCUCUUCUCCAAUAA
This is a messenger RNA of Caenorhabditis elegans, 1140 nucleotides long. RefSeq names its product Nucleotide-diphospho-sugar transferase domain-containing protein (gene F49C12.3). The record is from RefSeq and is marked reviewed. The coding region runs from base 1 to 1140 and encodes 379 amino acids. The transcript is spliced from 7 exons. NCBI's taxonomy places the organism in Eukaryota, Metazoa, Nematoda, Chromadorea, Rhabditida, Rhabditidae.